Molecule: messenger RNA, 970 nt
Organism: Mus pahari (shrew mouse)
Lineage: Eukaryota; Metazoa; Chordata; Mammalia; Rodentia; Muridae
Gene: Mgst1
Product: microsomal glutathione S-transferase 1
Exons: 4
Coding region: 115-582 (155 amino acids)
Cellular component (GO): membrane; mitochondrion
Molecular function (GO): glutathione transferase activity
Source: RefSeq, a predicted model, not a curated record
CAGCGAGGGUCCUGUUGGUGAAAAGUCCCAGAGGUGCACAGCCUCGGCAGGACGACUUGCAGCGCUUCUCUUCCUGGAUUCAGUCAUUUGAAGAUUGAGGCCAAGAUUGGAAGCAUGGCCGACCUCAGGCAGCUCAUGGACAAUGAGGUGUUUAUGGCCUUUAGCUCCUAUGCGACGAUCAUUCUUGCCAAGAUGAUGUUCCUGAGCUCUGCGACUGCAUUCCAGAGGAUAACCAACAAGGUGUUUGCCAACCCAGAAGACUGUGCUGGCUUCGGCAAGGGAGAGAAUGCCAAGAAGUUUGUUCGGACUGACGAGAAGGUGGAACGCGUGCGCAGAGCCCACCUGAACGAUCUGGAAAACAUCGUUCCCUUUCUCGGCAUCGGCCUCCUGUACUCCCUGAGUGGACCAGAUCUCUCUACAGCCCUCAUGCACUUCAGAAUCUUUGUCGGUGCUCGGAUCUACCACACCAUUGCCUACUUGACUCCCCUGCCCCAGCCAAACAGGGGCUUGGCUUUCUUUGUUGGCUAUGGAGUUACCUUCUCAAUGGCUUACAGGCUGCUAAGGAGCAGACUGUACUUGUAAAGAGAAUUGUGAUUUUCACCAUCUGAUCGAUUCUUUUUUUUUUUUUUUUUUUUUUUAAAGAAUUCUAUAUCUUCAGUGGAUUCAAAUGCUUUCUAAGGUUUUAUGUGUGAAAGGAGCAGAGAAAUUAGGAAUUGGGGAAAAUUCAGUUUAAAGACUAGCAUCAGUAGGCCCUAUUCUUUUGUAUUUCAGUUAGAAAUUUAAUAUAAUCAGCCUUAACUAUGUUAUCUGAGUCCCAAAGUACUUUGUUAUAAGUCUUGAUUUCAUCAUAAUUUGUUACAUUUGUCUACAUUUCCUAUGGUGCAUCUAUAAAAGAAUGCACACACCUAUGUGAAACCUGGGUUUCAUUACAGCUGAAGUAGGCACAUGAAUUAAAAACAUUACAAAUGAA